UUUUCUUCAUGUUACUGUUUUGUUUUUUGCACACGAACUUUGUGGAUCAAUAUCACUGGAUCAGUCAAAUUUUUAAAGUCCUGGGCAGCUGUGCGGACGACGGCUGGUCGAUGAACGUCCAGUCUGAGGUCCGUGCCAUUGAUGGUUACCCUGUGGUGCUGCCCUGCACCUUCAGCCACCCACAGCAUUCCCAGCAUUCCUCGCUGCAGGUGCUGUGGCGUCUGGGCCAUGGCCAGGGAGCCACCGUUCUGUUCCACUGCACCAGUCGGACGGGGGCCUCGGCUUGUGAGCCAGGGCCCCAUCAGGACCAGCGGUACCGACUGGAGGGGAACCCACGGGAGCACGAUGUUUCACUACGCAUCAACAGUGCCACCCUGCAGGACAACGGGCGUUACUACUGCCGGGUGGAGGUGCAGGGCCGGGAACAUGUCAGCUUUGAGGACAAGAUGGGGACCCGGCUGAGGGUGGAGGCACCGCCAAAGAUUCUGGCCCUGUCAGUAGGGGGAAGCGAUGAGUCCGGUUACACAGCUCUUUGCCGGGUCCAGGGUUCCCCACUUCCCGAUGUCCAGUGGUUGGGUCCGGACGAGCUCUUGGAGGGUUCUGCUGUGGUUCCGCUGACUCAGGGAACUGUGGUCCACUACCACACCGUCAGUCAGCUGAGAGGUGUUGCGGUGGGGCAGCACUACACCUGCAGUGCCUCCAACCCUCUGGGCAAAGACCAGGCCACGCUGUACAUCCUUAGACCCCACUCACCCCCGACAGUGGGUCGGACUGCACCCCCCGUCCUGUUGGUGCUGCUGACGGUGUCCAUGAUCGCAAAGCUCGUCCUGCUAGUGGGUGUAGGGGCGUGGUUGGUGAGGGGCGGAGCUUUUUGGUGGGUCAGCUGCUUGUGGAAAUGAGCUAAAAUCCUUAGUUUUACUUUGGUUCUGAACAUUCUUUGGGGCAGAACACUGACUGAAUUGUAAAGACGUUUCAAUAAAAGGCAAACAUUAAGUCUUAACAAGAAUUUCCAAUUUAUUAAGAGAAAAUAAUGAAGCAAGAAAAAAAAACAACCCAACACUCGAACACACCAUAAAUAUAACAACAGUAGGUGCUAAGAAAAAACACGAGUAUGUCACUACUGAUUGGAGCCUUUCUCUAAUCAGACUCAGCUUCUCCAAACAAACACCUAAAACCAGUCAUCUUUAUAUAAACAUCAUCAUAAUUUACAUGUCUGUAAAAACCACGGUAUGAGUUGCAUACAAUCCCCUGAUUAUUAAAAUGAAUUAAUAAAAUGAGCUGCGAUGCUGCCAUCUAGUGACCGGAGGUGUGUUUAUCGUUCAUAAUGUCCGGUUCGUGUGUUGUGAAGCGUUUUUGGAGAAGCUGGGUUGAGAGAAGUAAAUGAUUUUAGAACGAGUUACUGAAAUAAAAGUCCUUUUUCAGAGCACCGAGGCAUCUGACUGGGCCGAGGCCGCGGCAUUAAACUAUUUUAGGGCAAACAUCAUGUGGUGAAACCCAGGCACUGCGUUAUAGGGUUUUUAUUGUCAGAGGAAAAACCGAUAACGAUUCUUACAGAUAUGACAUAAUUAUGCUAAUAUCCUGCCGAUGAUAUCGGUGGGCCAAUAUCGUCAGACGUCCCUGGUUUGUGGAUGUCUGGACCAGUGUGCUGGACUAUCGGACUACACAGGGAAGAACUCUGGUCUCUUGUAGCACACAGGGCGUGCAGAUUGACAGCACUCCUCAUCUCUCCAUCUGAACGAGCUCAGACUCAUGAUGGUGCACUGGCCCUCGUUCAUUUCUCCGGGUUCGCCCUGGGCCCAGUUGGUCUGAGCGACGGGUUCCUGGUUCAGCCAGUACCAUUCGCCAGUCUGAGA
Molecule: messenger RNA, 1853 nt
Organism: Cynoglossus semilaevis (tongue sole)
Lineage: Eukaryota; Metazoa; Chordata; Actinopteri; Pleuronectiformes; Cynoglossidae
Product: V-set and Ig domain-containing protein
Exons: 3
Coding region: 9-899 (296 amino acids)
Biological process (GO): regulation of bone resorption; regulation of actin cytoskeleton organization; regulation of osteoclast development
Cellular component (GO): plasma membrane
Source: RefSeq, a predicted model, not a curated record